Parnassius mnemosyne (clouded apollo) is the source of this 1749-nucleotide messenger RNA. NCBI's taxonomy places the organism in Eukaryota, Metazoa, Arthropoda, Insecta, Lepidoptera, Papilionidae. The record is from the annotation of a GenBank genome assembly.
AUGGAAAAUGCAAAGAAAAUGAUACUUAUCGAACCUGGAUUGAUUGAAAAAUUAAAACAAGAAAAUAAGGUUAAUAGUAAUUUAUCUCGAUUAGAUAUUGAAAUGCAAAAUAUUAUGAAUAGUAAGACGGAAGACCGAAAGAAAUGGAUAUUAUAUUUACAAACACUGCAAAGAUACCUUCAUUUUACCGAAGAGGAUCGUCAACCACUCAAAUUACCAAUUUAUUCUGAUACAUCUAAUGAAGAUUCAAAUGAGUCAAAAAUUGGUUUUAAAAAUAAAGAUAGAGAUCUAAAAACUUCAGUUGAUAUUGAAUCUUUGCUGGAGGAGAAUCGAUCCAUUAAAAGUAAAGAAAAUGAUGAAAAUCCACUUUACACACCAGCUCAAAUACUCAGUUUAAUACCAAAAACUUAUCAUAAAAAAGGGCAGUUAUUAUUAAACUUAGUUGAAACAAGUAAAAGUAAAAUGCAUUGGGAUAACGAAGGUACAGUCAUAAUUGAUAGUGAAAAAAUUCCUGGAAGUAAUAUUGUUGAUUUAAUAAAUGAUUCACUAAGACCCCUAAAAAGAAGUGAUCCGGUAGGGUGGGUUAGAUUUGCUGAAGCAUUAAAAGAUAUUAAAGUACCACUUACUUAUAUUGGAAAUCCAAGGAGAUUGGGAAAAAUGGACUCCGUACUAGAAGAAAUUAACAGGAUUUAUUAUGAUCCAUCUAAUCCCGCUGGUUUUGGUAGUAUUGAUAAAUUAUCAAAAGCCAUGAAGGGUAAAAUGAAUAAAAAGCAAGUAAAGGAAUGGUUAAAAUCACAAGAAACAUACACAUUACAUAAACCCAUUCGAAAAAAAUUCCCGCGUAAUAGGUACAUUUUAUCAAAUAUUAAUGAACUGUGGCAAGCUGAUUUAAGUGAUAUGCGAACUUAUUCUCAACAUAAUGAUGGUUUCAAGUAUAUACUUUGUAUUAUUGAUGUAUUUAGUAAAUAUGCUUUUGCAAGACCAAUGAAAAAGAAAAACUCAGAAACAACUAAAGAAUGUUUUGAAAGUAUAUUUACUGAAAGUAAUUUAACACCUACUCACAUACAAUCCGAUAAAGGUACCGAAUUUGUUUCAAAAGAUGUACAAAAAUACUUUAAAUCCAAAAAGAUUAAUUACUAUACCACUAACAAUCCUGACAUUAAGGCCAGUAUUGUUGAACGAUUUCAAAGAACACUAAAAAUGAAAAUGUGGCGUUAUUUCACUCAUAAUAAUACUUAUAGAUAUAUAGAUGUUUUACAAGAUUUAAUAUACUCUUAUAAUCACAGCUUUCACUCUAGUAUUAAGAUGUGCCCAUGUGAUGUAAAUUCCAACAAUAUUAUGACAGUUUGGACUAAUCUUUAUGACAGACGGUCAAAAAAACUUUCUUUAGAAAAUCCUAAACCAAAUUUCAAUGUGGGUGAUUAUGUUCGAAUAACUAAAUAUAAACAUGUAUUCCAAAAAGGAUAUGAAUCAAAUUGGAGUGAUGAAAUAUUUAUUAUAUCUUCAAUAAUUGAUAGAUCUCCAUGGGUUGUUUAUACAAUAACAGAUUUACAAAAUGAACCAAUAAUUGGUACUUUUUAUGAAAGAGAAUUACAGAAAAUCACUUACAACCCCACCUCACAACAUAAAAUAGAUAAAAUAAUUGACACUCGUUAUUCGGGUAACAGAAAAGAAGUAUUAGUGAAGUGGAAAGGUUAUCCAGAUAAAUUUAACAGUUGGAUUUUAGCUUCUAGUUUAAAAGAAAUAUGA